AUGAUAAAACUGUUUUCCUUAAAGCAACAGAAGAAAGAUGGUGAGGCAACACCUAAAGUUGGAAACCAAAAAAAAGCUUCAGCAGCCCAUUUAAGAAUAACUAAAGAUUUGAACGAACUUAAUCUGCCUAAAACAUGUAACACAGAAUUCUCAGAUCCUGACGAUCUUCUUAAUUUUAAACUGAUUAUUUGCCCAGAUGAGGGCUUUUAUAGAGGUGGCAAAUUUACUUUUAGUUUUAAGGUUGGACCCAACUAUCCCCAUGAGCCACCGAAAGUGAAAUGUGAGACGCAAGUAUAUCAUCCUAAUAUUGAUCUUGAAGGUAACGUUUGUCUUAACAUUCUUCGGGAAGAUUGGAAACCGGUUCUUACUGUUAAUUCGAUAGUGUACGGACUACAAUAUCUUUUUCUAGAACCUAAUCCAGAGGAUCCAUUGAACAAGGAAGCUGCAGAAGUUCUUCAAAAUAAUCGACGUCUGUUUGAGCAAAACGUGCAAAAAGCGAUGAGAGGUGGUCAUGUUGGGUCUGUUUUCUUCGAACGAUGUCUUAAAUAG
Molecule: messenger RNA, 549 nt
Organism: Nezara viridula (southern green stink bug)
Lineage: Eukaryota; Metazoa; Arthropoda; Insecta; Hemiptera; Pentatomidae
Source: the annotation of a GenBank genome assembly